UCAAGCAGUUGUCAUCUAGGUUCAAACCUUCAGAUUUUCAACAUUGUUUAAAAGUAAUUUAAAUUUCGACAUUAUUUACAGAAACUGAGUCUGUCUUUCUACGAUAAUCCCAGAAAUUUCAAACUGCAUUUACGAAGUUUCAACGGUUGCAAGCGUCACAUCCCUAACCUUAAAUUUGACCAAUUCUCAACUUAUUUGUGCACUCCUUUCAUGCGGAAGGGCUUGUUAAUGUAACAUGAUCACCCUCAGAGGAAAACUGAAAAAAGACAGCGAUGUUUCGAAUUCAAAAUCUAGGGAUACCAACAAACGUGUUUCGAUACGAGAUAAGCUGCUAGUUAGAGAGGUUCAGGAAAUGGAACAAACGUUACCAAGUACGUGCCAAAUUGUGUUUGACGAUCCAAACCGAUUGCAUGAGUUUACCCUUGUAAUUGUUCCCGAUGAGGGUUACUGGGUCGGAGGUCGCUUUCACUUUGCCAUCUAUGUAACAGAAGACUAUAACAUGGCUCCACCACAAGUCAAGUGCCAAACAAAACUAUGGCAUCCAAAUAUUAAUGAAGAUGGUGAUGUGUGCUUAUCACUUUUGAGACAAAGUAGUAUUGAUGGAUUAGGUUGGGCACCCACUCGUAAACUUAAAGAUGUUGUGUGGGGAGUGAAUUCCCUUUUCACGGAUUUGUUAAACUUUGAUGACCCUUUGAACCGAGAAGCUGCAGAGUUAUUCUUAGUUGAUAAAGAGUCUUUCAGGCACAAAGUAAAAGAAUAUGUCACACAAUAUGCUAAGAGAUGAUUUCCAUUUCCUCAAUCACUAAUUCACAAUGAAAUAUAUCUUUGAUACAUCAUGUUGGUUAUUGUACUGUGUCACAUUUUUAGUAAUGUCAAAUGUAUUUAUUUUUUGAAGGAUUUCCGUUUUUUGAUUUAUCCUAUUAAAAAAAUGUUAAACAUACAUGAGAUUUUUUUAACAAUUAUUUAAAUAUUUCGAUUGUAUGGCCUCUGAUACUGACAAAACAAGAAAUGCAAGGCCUUACAAAUGUAUAACAAAUUUGAUCUUCAGAUGAAAUAAUAAGCAAUGUAACAUGGGGAGAUAACAAUUGUAAAUAAAUAUUUAAUGAUAAGAAAUUGUAUUUUACUUUGUACCUAUUAACAGCUUUAUCCCACGGUUAACUUCUGAGAUUGCUUGCGUAAGGGAGUGAUACUACUAUCAGGCAAAAUACUUCUAAAUAUUAGUCAAUAAUGUCGCGAUAAGUCAUUUAAUUCCCAGCUUUGAGACUUUUUACAUCAUUGUUUGUAAUUUAAAAUCACGUUCGAGCUCAUUGAAUAAUGUCAAUUACCUCCGCACUUUUUGUCAUUUAAUAAAUUAAUGACUGGAUACUAUAUUUCAGCUUUUACAAUGAUAAUUUUUUGCCCUGCAUAUUCUAAAAUUUUUUAUUAACGCUUAAACGAUUCAUUUCAUCUUCUUAUCAUAGACGUCGCGUUUGUACAGUUGAAAUUAAUUUGACUUGAUUUAUAUAUGCUAAGCGUGAGUUUUAUGAUUUUUUAUUUUUAUUUUUUUUUCCCUUAUUAUUAGUAAGUAAUACGCCUUAUACAUUAACUGGAGU
Messenger RNA from Neodiprion fabricii, 1592 nucleotides. Its product is annotated as NEDD8-conjugating enzyme UBE2F-like. The coding region runs from base 236 to 784 and encodes 182 amino acids. The transcript is spliced from 4 exons. The record is from RefSeq and is a predicted model, not a curated record. Lineage: Eukaryota; Metazoa; Arthropoda; Insecta; Hymenoptera; Diprionidae.